AUGACGCUCCAAUACAUCCCAGCUAGAGACUCGCGGCAUCGUACAGCAUGUUUCGCACUCUACAAAGCCCUGCUCAAGCAGGUUCCGGCUAUUGUACUUCCGGCGCAAGGCACCUCCCUCCCAGGUGACCGCGUGAACCCGGUCAGGCACUUGAUCCGCAAGAGUUUUCGUCGCAAUAAGAACGAGACCAGCCGCCGUCUCGUCGUCUCGUGCCUGUCCAAUGGCUACAAAUUCCUCCACCUCCUCAACGGCGCCAAGAUACCCGCAAGCCCCGAACACAAGACCGUCAUCGACCUGAUCGAGCGGAACACGUCUCGCCGCAAGCCCCCAACUCCACGCAAUGAGCCGACGCCGGAACCCCCUCGCAAACACCUUCUGACCCGGCACCCGAACCCAGCCUACGACCCGGACGAGUGGUUCGAGAUGAGCCGCGAGCCCCGAUUCUUCUACAGCCCGACGGACCGGCCGCGCCCCGCCGAGGAGCUGGGCGGCUCCGGUAUCCGCCGCGUCCCCUACGUGGUCUCCACCGCGACCCACGACCCGUUCCUGCGCAUCACCAAGCCCGAGCCCAUCAGCCUCAGCAUGGCGAUCAGGGGCCGGAUCAAGCAGAAGCAGCGCUGGGCCGACUUUCGUAUAGACUCAUUCGAGUACGGCGGCAAGCGAUUGGCGCAGCUCGAGGACCAGUGGGAAGAUCUCGUAGCCGGCGGUCCUGGCCUCGGUGCUGCUGCCGACGGCGGGGCGACGUAUGUCGAGACAAUCAUGCAGUCGCUCCGCUAUCUGAAGCGUGUCGAGGAACUGGAUUAUCUUGACAAGCUGCACAGGGCGGCGGCGCUGGACCAGAUUGAGAGCCAGGAAAGGAAGUUGGCUGAAGAGGAGGCGGCUGCUAGAGAGGAAGCUGCUCGCGAGAACGGCGCUACAGAGAACAACGCUAGAGAGGCCGCUGCUAUAGAUAAUGCUGCUGCAGAGAACGUUGCUAGAAAGAAGACGAUUAGGUGGAAGGCUACUAGAGGUAGGCAUGUACGAGAAGAGGAAGCUGCUAGACGGGAGAUCGAGGCUAUGAUGUCAGGGAAGGGGGAAAUAUAA
Molecule: messenger RNA, 1083 nt
Organism: Pyricularia pennisetigena
Lineage: Eukaryota; Fungi; Ascomycota; Sordariomycetes; Magnaporthales; Pyriculariaceae
Exons: 3
Coding region: 1-1083 (360 amino acids)
Source: RefSeq, a predicted model, not a curated record